AUGGCUGAUGCAAUUUUGUAUGGGAUUGCUGAGGAAAUCUUGAAAAAUGUGGGAUCUUAUAUGGUUGAUGAAAUUGCUUCAGCUUGGGGAUUCAAGUCUGAUCUUGACAAGCUGAAGCGUAAUGUUGACCUCAUCAAAGCUUUCCUGGUUGAUGCCGAGGAGAGGCAAACUGAUAGCAACGCUGUUCGUCAUUGGCUUUUAAAUCUUACUGAAGUUGUGUAUGCUGCCGAUGACUUGUUCGAUGAGUUCAUUACUGUUGCAACUCGGAAACAGCUGAACGGUGGGAACAAAUUCAGCAAUGAGGUACACACUUUUUUUUCCCGUUAUAAUCAGAUUGCAUAUGCUCAUAGAAUUGCUCGUAAGAUUAAAGUCAUUAGGGAAGAGCUUGACGACAUAGUUAAACAAGGAAAAGACUUGAACUUGGCAAGCCAGUCUUAUGUGGAAGGGAGAGUGAUCACUAAGAGGAGAGAUCAGAGUUAUUCAUUUGUUGAGGCUGAGCAAGUUAUUGGUAGAGAUGCUGAUAAGAAUGCCAUUUUAGACUUAUUACUUGCAUCAUCGUCUUCUGGUAACGAUGAGCAUGGGCAUGAGCAGAGUGUGCUCCCUGUAAUAGUAAUUGUAGGAAUCGGGGGUUUGGGUAAGACGGCUUUAGCUCAAUACAUCUAUAACGAUCCUUCAAUUGAUGAGUUCUUUGAGUUGAAGUUAUGGGUGUGUGUCUCAGAUGUGUUUGAUGUCAAGGAAAUCACUGAGAAGAUCCUCAAAUCUGUAACCAAUUCAGAAACUCCAAAGUUAGAGAUGGAUCAGUUACAGAGUAGAUUGCGAGAUAAAAUUGGUGAUAAGAAAUACUUUCUUGUUCUGGACGAUGUGUGGAAUGACAGUCACGAGAAGUGGCUAAAGAUGAGAGCUCUUUUGAAGACCGGUAAGAAAGGGAGUAAGAUCCUAGUAACUACUCGCUGGAGUAAGGUGGCAACAAUAAUGUGCACAUUUCCUAUUCCUCCUUAUGAUUUACAAGGUCUAUCGAAAGAGAAGUCGUGGGAAUUGUUUGAAAAGCUUGCAUUUACGCCUGGGCAAGCUCAACGGAUGCCACACCUUGUUGACAUUGGGAAGGAGAUGGUUCGAAAGUGUGCCAAUGUCCCGUUGGCCAUAAGAAUAGUAGGGAGCAUUCUUUAUGGUGAAGAUGAAAGCAAGUGGUUGUCAAUUAGAAAUAAAAAUCUUUCAAAACUAUCCGAUGAGCGAAGCGACAUUAUGGACAUUCUCAAGAUUAGCUACAAUCAUCUUGCUUCACCAUUGAAAAAUUGUUUUGCUUAUUGUGCAUUGUUUCCCAAAGAUUAUAAUUUCAAUAAAGAUAUUUUGAUAAAUCUUUGGAUGGCUGAGGGAUUCAUUGUUCUUGCUGCUGAUGAAAGUAUGAGUUUUGAAGAGCUUGGCGAGGAGUAUUUUCUUACUUUAUUGCAAAGAGGAUUGUUCCAAGAUGUCCAAAAGGAUGAAUGGGGAUGCAUUGAAAGUUGCAAAAUGCAUGACGUUAUCCAUGAUCUUGCUCAACAUGUGGCCAAGCCCAAGUGCUUAGUCAUAAAAGCCGACCAGAGUUUCGAUCAGAAUAGCAUUUAUCACUUAUCUUUUGCUUUUCGUUUGAAUUUUCAGAGGACUAUUCCAUCCACGGUGCUGAGCUUGAGACGGCUAAGGACAUUACUAUUACCACAACAACAAAGUGACGGAUCCACCUUCGGCAAAUGCCAACAAAUGAUAUCAAAGUUAACCUACUUGCGGGUGCUGGAUUUGCAUGCCCUUGGAUUAAAAAAUCUACCUGGUUCAAUAGGUAAAUUGAUUCACUUAAGAUAUCUCAACCUCUCCUCAAACCCUUUUGCAGUCCUCCCUGAUUCAAUCACUAAACUUCACAACUUGCAGACUUUAAAUCUAAACAAUUGUAGAAAGCUUUUUAAAUUACCCUCAAAUAUAAAAAAACUGGUCAAUUUAAGAACUCUUGAUAAUGGUCAUUCUAUCUUUUGUCACAUUCCUUUAGGAAUAGGCAACUUGACUUCUCUCCACUACCUACCUGUUUUCAAAGUCACUAAGCAUGCCAAUAGUGCCAGACUAAGUGAAUUAAAUAAACUCAAAAACCUGAGAGGAAAGUUGCACAUAGAUUUUGAUGAUCACUUAAAAACUACAAUGUUAGAAGCAGGAGAGGGAGGAUUUACCGACAAACAUGGUUUGAAUGAGUUGGAUAUAAGUUUUGCAAUUGGUGAAUGUGAUUUGUUUGGUGACCUUAAUAAGAUUGUGAUACCACCUGAAGCUGAUAGUGAGCACGAUGAGGUUGUGCUGGAAGGCCUAAAACCACAUCGAAAUUUAAGGAAGCUGAAAAUAUCUCAUUACCAAGGUCGAAAGCUCCCAUAUUGGUCUAUGAACAAUAGCCUAAUUGAUACCCUUUCAAAACUAGUUGAGAUUGAACUUUAUGAAUGGAACCACUGCCAACUCCCCGCUUUUAGCCAACUACCUCUUUUGAAACGACUUUCUUUAACAAGAGUGCUAUGUGUGGAAUACAUGGAGAUUCUAAACGAUGACCAUUCAUCAUCAACAAAUGACCAAUUAUUCUACCCAUCUCUUGAAAUUCUUGAGCUACAUGUUAUGAUAAGUUUAAAGGGGUGGUGGAAAGGAUUCGAUGCAUCAUCCAGUGAAUUAGGACUAGCUCAACCUGCCAUGUCAUUUCCCAAGUUAUCAACAUUAGAUGUUCAUUACUGUGAAAACCUGACAUCCUUGCCAACAUGUCCUAAUGUGGAGAAAGUGCAUCUAUCCAACGAAACCAAGAAUCUGUCAAUAUUGAAUAUUGUAACAGAAUCGUCAAGGUUGAAGUCGUUGACAAUCGAUAAUGUGGAAGAUCUUUUAUCCAUCCAUUCAGAGUGUUUGCUUGAGCUUUCUUGGCUACGUAUAAAGGAUUCUGCACUACUAUCUACUGAAAAAUUAGGAGAUCUCUUUGCAACUUUAUCUUCUUCUCUUAAAUCUUUGUCAUUUGAAAAUUGCGAAAACUUGAUAUCCAUCUCUAAAGGCUUGGAACAUCUUACUGCAUUGGAGACCUUGAGAAUUGUCUCCUGUGACCAGCUUGAUCUAUCACCAAAUGAAACACAGCUAGAAUGUGAAAAUAGAGACGAAUAUUGCAGAUUUUCUAAGGACAUGCCAUGGAAAGCCUUCAAAACUAGUCUUCGUUCAUUAAGCCUAUUUAGUCUCAAGAAACUAGUGAACCUUCCUAGUGAGCUUCAACACUUGACUAAUCUUCGUUCUUUGGAGUUACUAUUUAAUUAUGAAUUGAGGACAUUACCAGAAUGGAUAACUUGUUUCUCUUCUCUUGAAUAUUUGGAUAUGUGUUGUUGUAAAAAAGUAACGUGUCUCCCAGAAAGCUUUAGUAAGCUUGCUGCUCUACAAGAACUCAGAAUAUCCUCAUGUCCGCAACUGAUAAAAAGAUGUGGAGGCCCAAACGGUAAAGAUUGGCCUAAGAUUAAGCAUAUCCCUCUUAUCGUCGUUGAGGAUUAUGGAUCAGUGGUAGAAGAUUAA
Molecule: messenger RNA, 3537 nt
Organism: Amaranthus tricolor (Joseph's coat)
Lineage: Eukaryota; Viridiplantae; Streptophyta; Magnoliopsida; Caryophyllales; Amaranthaceae
Product: disease resistance protein RGA2-like
Exons: 1
Coding region: 1-3537 (1178 amino acids)
Biological process (GO): defense response to other organism
Molecular function (GO): ADP binding
Source: RefSeq, a predicted model, not a curated record